This is a messenger RNA of Coffea eugenioides, 495 nucleotides long. Its product is annotated as probable LRR receptor-like serine/threonine-protein kinase At4g36180. The record is from RefSeq and is a predicted model, not a curated record. The transcript has a single exon. Lineage: Eukaryota; Viridiplantae; Streptophyta; Magnoliopsida; Gentianales; Rubiaceae. Bases 1 to 495 code for a protein of 164 amino acids.
AUGACGCCUAAAGGAUUUGGUUUCCUAACCAGCUUAAACUGCCUUGUAAUUGGUCCCUUCUCAGAUGAUAAUGAUCAUGAAAAUUCUUCAAUUUACAAUGAAUUUGAUUGGUCUGGUUUGAUAUCCUCCUCCUAUUCAUCAUCAACACUUCGUGAACUAAAAUUAUAUGGGUUGCCACACAUGGAUUCGCUGCCAUUUCUGCUCCAAUACUUGACCACCCUCAUAUCACUAUCGCUACAUGACUUUGGAGGUAUAGAAGCUCUACCAGAUUGGCUCGGAAACUUUACAGCUCUUGAGUACCUGGAUUUAUCUGAUUUCAAAAAGCUUCGACAUUUACCCUCUGACGAUGCCAUGAGACGCCUCACCAAAUUAAAGCAUUUGCGGGUUUUUUGUUCUCCUCUCUUAAAAGAAAGAUGCACUCCUCAGAGUAGUGGCCCUGACUCCCAGUGGUCCAAGGUUUCUCAUAUUCAAUACCUAGACAUCAGUAGUGGUUAA